AUGUCAGAAGUUGAAAAGAGUCUCGAAACGAUAAAAGAUCCAGAAUUACUUGGUUCAGAUGAGUCGAUCUUGAAUGAUUCUCAAUCACAGGUUUCCGAAGUUGAUGCAGAUGCUGAAACAGCAAGAUUGGCUGAAGAAUUAGGUAUAAAUCACAAGAAACUAAUGUGGAAGAUUGAUAUUUGUGUUGUUCCUCCAUUUUGUCUCCUAUACUUUUUUUCAUUUUUGGAUAGAGUCAAUAUCUCCAAUGCUAAUGUCUAUGGUUUAAGUGAAGAGUUGAAAUUGACAGGUAACCAAUAUAAUACAGCUUUGACAUUAUUCUUUGUUCCUUACAUAUUUUUUGAAGUACUUGGAAACUACUGCAUCAAAUUUGUUAAGCCACAUAUAUGGUUAUCAGGAUCUGUGUUUUUAUUUGGAGCUAUAACUGUUGGAAUGGGGUUUGCCAAGAAUUUCGGUGCUUUGGCAGCAACCAGAUUCCUUUUGGGAAUGGUGGAGUCAGUGUUAUUCUGUGGUAUCUUUUACUUGUUAUCAACUUAUUAUUCGAAACCAGAGGCACAAAGGCGAUUCUCGGCUUUCUUUUCCUGUACGGCUUUAUCUGGUGCAGCAUCAGGUGCUAUUGCUUAUAGAGUAAAUGAAAUAGACGGGUUACACGGAAUAAGCUCGUGGAGAUGGAUUUUUAUUUUGGAAGGUUGUGCUACUGUUAUUGGAAGUUUUGUUUUGUAUUUCAUCAUUGCUGAUUUCCCUGAAGAGUCAAGGUUCUUGAACGAAAAAGAACGUAAAUUUAUUAAACAAAAGUUGGAAUGGUAUUCAGGAACAAGUUCUGCAUAUGAAAUCAAAAACACGUGGAGAGAUGUCAUUAAAUGUCUCAAAGAUUGGUUGAUUUGGUUGCCAUCGUUAUCGUAUUUCGGAUUAAUCAUUCCAUCCUAUGGUUAUGCUUAUUUUGCCGCUACUAUUAUCAACCAAAUGGGAUACACUGCUGUUUCAGCACAACAACACUCAGUUUACCCUUGGGUUUGUGCAUUUGGUGUGAUUAACAUUGUCGCAUUUGCAUCUGACUAUUGCAAAAAAAGAUUACCAUUUCUUAUUGGUGCCAUGAUCAUAGCUAUUGUCGGAUUAGCUAUGAUUUUAGGAGCUACCGAUAAACCACAUGUAAGAUAUGGUGGAUGUUUCUUAGCAGCGAGUGGUUUAUACACUGCCAUGCCUUUAAUUGUCUGCUGGGCGGCAUUAAACAACGGAUCGCACCUUCGAAAAUCUGUUGGAACAGCUUGGCAAAUUGGAUUUGGAAACAUUGGUGGUAUUAUUGCAACAUUUAUCUUUUUAGCUAAAGAUGCACCUGUUUAUAAACCAGGAUUGAGCACAUGUCUUGCUGCUGUUUGUUUUGCCAUGGUAACAGCAAUUGCAUACUUUUUCUACUGCAUGCAUAUGAACAAAAUCAAGCAAACAGAUGCUUAUAAACAAAAGUUUAAUGGAUUGCCCGAACGUGAACAAAUAAAUCUUGGUGAUAGGAAUCCAAGGUUUGUUUACUUGUAUUAA
Messenger RNA from Lodderomyces orthopsilosis Co 90-125, 1530 nucleotides. It is a transcript of the gene TNA1, whose product is annotated as Tna1p. The transcript has a single exon. Gene Ontology annotation, cellular component: plasma membrane. Gene Ontology annotation, biological process: transmembrane transport. Gene Ontology annotation, molecular function: transmembrane transporter activity. Lineage: Eukaryota; Fungi; Ascomycota; Pichiomycetes; Serinales; Debaryomycetaceae. The record is from RefSeq and is a predicted model, not a curated record. The coding region runs from base 1 to 1530 and encodes 509 amino acids.